AUGUCCACCGACGUGAACGCCCUGAGCGAUGCCCUCGCGAACGCGUCCGUGGCCCCGAUGUUCGCGACGCCGGAGCCGUUAAAGGGCGCCGCCGUGGUGUAUCACAAAGACCUCGACGGCGCCGACAUCGCGCGGACGCUCGCGAAAGUGUGCGGCGUAUCGCUCACGUCGAUGAUGUGGAAGAAGUACAACGGUACGGUGAAGACGUCGCCCGCGUUGGAGUCCGGGGAGGGCGAGAGCGCGAGCGGGGCGCAAGGGAUUUUGGAUUGGGUCGCGGAGAAGGCGCGGGACGGAAACCGAGCGACGACGCACCCGGCGGGGAGUGAUCCGGCGAUGGUGGACGCUUGGACGACAUUUGAGAGGGAGGAGUUGAGAGAACCGGCGUUCACGACGAGCGGGAUGCUCGGAGGGGCGAUCGCGAUGGACGAGGGAAAGUUUGGGGAGGCGCUGGAGGCGCUGAAGCGAGCGUGCGCCAAGGUGAACGCGCGCCUGGGCGAGGCGAAGUUCUUGGGUGGGGACGCGCCGAGCAUGGCGGACGUGGUCGUCGCGGCGACUUUGUAUCCGGCGUUUGCGAAAUCGCUCGAUCCUGAGGCGCGGGACGCGAUGCCGAACGUUGUGCGGCUCAUGACGCAGAUGGCGGCGCACGAGGAUGUGAAGUCCGUCUUGGGGAAGCUUCGCAUGUGCGACAUGAUUCGUAUGCCCAAGUCGAAGGCGCCCAAGGCGUCGACGGAAAAGAAGGAGGGUGAAAAGAAGAAGACGAACGAAGCUAAGGGGGAUAAGAAAAAGGAGACGGGUCUCGGUUUGUCCACGAAGCGCGACGAAGAUUUUGGGGCGUGGUACUCGCAAGUCGUCGUUGCUGGUGAUCUCAUCGAUUACUACGACAUUUCUGGGUGCUACAUCCUUAAGCCGUGGGCGUACGCGCAGUGGGAGGUCUUGAAGGAGUUCUUUGAUAAGGAAAUCAAGGCGUUGGACGUGGAGAACUGCUACUUCCCGAUGUUCGUGUCCGCGAGUCGGUUGGAGAAAGAAAAGGAUCACAUUGAAGACUUUGCUCCCGAAGUCGCCUGGGUCACUCGAAGCGGCGAAACCGACCUCGAGGUUCCAAUCGCGGUUCGCCCGACGUCGGAGACGGUCAUGUACCCACACUACGCGCAAUGGAUUCGCUCUCAUCGAGAUCUGCCGUUGCGCCUAAACCAGUGGUGCAACGUCGUUCGUUGGGAAUUCAAGCACCCUACUCCAUUCAUUCGCUCGCGCGAGUUCUUGUGGCAGGAGGGCCACACCGCGUAUGCCACGAAGGAAGAGUGCGACGUCGAAGUUUUUCAAAUCCUUGAUCUCUACCGUCGAGUCUACGAAGAGUACUUGGCAGUUCCGGUUGUUCCGGGAAAGAAAUCUGAAAAGGAGAAAUUCGCCGGCGGUCUGUACACCACCACAGUAGAAGCGUACGUCCCGGGUUCUGGUCGAGGUGUGCAGGGUGCCACGUCGCACUGCCUGGGUCAAAACUUUUCGAAGAUGUUCAACAUCGAGUUCGAAGACACGAAGGGAGGAAAAUCGUUGGCUUGGCAAAACUCGUGGGGUUUCACGACGCGAACUUUGGGAGUAUGCUACAUGGUACACGGUGACGAUGACGGCUUGGUCCUUCCGCCCAAGGUCGCCCCUAUCCAAGCCAUCGUGAUUCCGAUCCCCAAUAGCAAGCUCUCCGAAGACGAGAAGAAGAAGAUGACUGACAUCGCCGAUGGCAUGACCAAGGCUCUUAAGGCGGCUGGCGUGCGUUCCAAGUUGGACGCCCGCGACAACUACACGCCGGGCUGGAAGUACAACCACUGGGAGCUCAAGGGUGUGCCAUUGCGCGUCGAGAUCGGCGCUCGAGACAUGGAGAACGGCACAUGCAUGAUUGCCAGGCGUGACAACCGCGAGAAGGAGUCGGUGUCGAUCGAAAACCUCCCCAAGCGCGUGCUCGAACUUUGCGAACAAGUUCAAAAGGAUAUGUUCGAGCGAGCGAAGAAGGCGCGCGAUGAGAACAUCGUCAAGCUCAUGUCCUGGGACGGCUUUGUUGAGGCUCUGGACGCCAAGAAGCUGGUCAUGACGCCGUGGUGCAAUACAAAAGAGAGCGAGAACCUCGUGAAACAGAAGUCGACCAAAGAAUCGGAAGGUGGCGCGGCGAAGACGCUUUGCAUUCCAUUCGAACAACCGGCGCUCGAACCGGGAACAAAGUGCUUCAUCACCGGCGCGCCCGCCGAAUGCUGGGUGCUCUGGGGUCGAUCGUACUAA
Molecule: messenger RNA, 2265 nt
Organism: Ostreococcus tauri
Lineage: Eukaryota; Viridiplantae; Chlorophyta; Mamiellophyceae; Mamiellales; Bathycoccaceae
Product: Proline-tRNA ligase, class IIa
Exons: 2
Coding region: 1-2265 (754 amino acids)
Biological process (GO): prolyl-tRNA aminoacylation
Cellular component (GO): aminoacyl-tRNA synthetase multienzyme complex; cytoplasm
Molecular function (GO): proline-tRNA ligase activity; ATP binding
Source: RefSeq, a predicted model, not a curated record